This is a messenger RNA of Suillus fuscotomentosus, 1794 nucleotides long. RefSeq lists its product as uncharacterized. NCBI's taxonomy places the organism in Eukaryota, Fungi, Basidiomycota, Agaricomycetes, Boletales, Suillaceae. The coding region runs from base 292 to 1794 and encodes 500 amino acids. The record is from RefSeq and is a predicted model, not a curated record. The transcript is spliced from 3 exons.
CGGUCAGAAGCGCAAGGAUCACAUGGACAAGAACGCAAAGGCAAAGCCAAAAAAACUUCCCUGGAAAGAUGUUUUGGCUUGCAUCGAGUUCAAGAGAAAGACGAAAGAUAUCAAGUCGCCGCCCUCUUCGUAUAUAGUGAUAGACCACGUCCCUACUAAACCAGAACAUCUGCCGGUGGGUCAUUUCAAGGCUGAAGUGCCUACGCCAGGCCCUUCGCAAACCCUAGCAACACAACCUGCGUCCGAUACCGCGCGUGAGUGAUUUGAUUUUUGUAUCCAAGAUCAAACUGAAUGAACCGAGCAGCAGAUCAAUCCUCCGGCCUCACCGCUGCACAGACUUCCAAGGGCGGGUCCAGCUCCAAGCGCAAGGCCGCGGACACUUUGGAAUCUACCGCAAAAAAACCCAAGGCCAAUCCUGACGCGGACGAGCCAGAUGUGACCGUCCAGACCGGUCUGUACGCUGCGGAAAUGUUUGCGGCCAAUCUUGCCGUCGAACAUCUGAUUAAUUUUAUCGUUAUCGACGAUGUGAUCUGGACCUGGUAUUAUGAUCGCCAGGGCACCGUUCAAAGCUCGGGCAUCAACUUUAUGCAAGAUCUCCCGCGAUUCAUGAUGCUGUUAUAUGCGUUACAACGCUUCAAUGUUCACGAUUGGGGCCGAAACAAGGACUUCCUCCCAGUUGAAGUUGAGGGCAAACAAUGCCACGAAUUCAAAAUCAAGGACGAAGAUCUUGGAACGGUGGACCUGUUGCUUCACACCAGCCACCCCGAAAGAGUGACGCAUUACGGACUACAAGGGCGGGCCACCAAUGUGGUUCCUGUCACUAGCGAAGCGCUGACUAAGAAAUAUGGUAACUUCGAGGAUGGAAUGGUGGCCAAGAUCUUUUGGGGAGAGGCGAGUCGCACUAGCGAGCCGGAGAUCCUGAGAAAGGUUGAGGAGAUCGCUAAGAGGCACCCGACUGUCGAAGGGCAUAUUCCCCAGCUGCUCUGGCAUCACAAGUUCACGAAUCCCACGUCCGCCAUUCGAGAAGCGCUCGGCGUUCCUGAACCCACCACGGGAGGUCGCGUGCUCUACAUUCUUGUGUUCCGCAAGCUCCACUCCAUCACGAAGCUCCACGGCAAGGAUCUUUUCGACGCCUGGCGUCAGUGUAUCUUAUGCCACCUCACUUUGUGGAAGGAAGGUGUUUAUCAUCGAGAUAUCAGCCCUGGAAACUUGAUGUGGUACAGGAAAAACGACAGACUGAUCGGUGUCUUAAACGACUACGAUCUGUCGUCGUUGGCGAAUGCAUUGGGUCCUCAGGGAAACGAGCGUACGGGCACGGUACCGUUCAUGGCGCUCGAGCUUCUCACCGAAGAGGGUCAACAAGGCAAAGUGAAACACCUAUAUCGCCACGAUCUAGAAUCGUUUAUGUGGGUUUUCGUCUGGAUUUUCUUUCGUUAUCGGGAGGGAAUCCUACCGCAGGGAUCGCGCCCUCUCGACCAGUGGGCGACUUUAGGCGCUAUUGCGUGUGGCGAGAAGAAGUCAGCCUUUCUGGUGAAUCCCUUCCGCCAUCUACCCGCGGACCUCGACACUUCUGAAUCGGACACGAAUUGGUCUUUAUGGAUUCUCAUUGUGGAAUGUUUUGAGGUGCUCCUGGCACUUACCUCCAGUCGCUUCAAGCGUAAUCUCCGGAAAUUGAGGAAAGGAACAUCUGAGCAGAUAAAUGCCGAGGAAACUGUAUCGGAUAUGGAUGAUUUAUUAGGCAAAUUCACAGGUACCGAGGCGUGGGUCGAGCUCAGCAAAUCUUUACCUUUAUAG